CGGUAAAAUAUAAAAUGAAUGAAAGAAAUAAGGAACUAAGUUAUUCUGCUAGCCGAUGUUGUGAUACAACUGAAAUAACGCGAGAGACAAAACUGAGUUUGGAUCACGUGAUCCGGGCGAGUGAUCACAUGACCGCGGACACACCGAGGCCAUAAAGAGUUCUGGAAUAAUGAACGAGGUUUUCUUCAAGGAUCCCUAGUUUGGUUAUUAAUGCAAUAAACGUUCUUAUAAUCGCACUGCAUUGGAGUAAGUUAUGAGGAAUACUGAUGCAGCACUAGCAGCUCCUCGUUUCAACACCACAGUGAUCACAAUUCACACCAAUCCUUCAGUAAAUGCUGAAUACUUGUACCGUCUGGUCGACUAGGAAACAAACUGAGAUCUUCACAGUGUAAUAUUGUACAGCUGGAGUUUAUUAAAGAGGAGACUGAAGACAUGAGUGAUCCAGAACUAUCACAAAUAAAAAAUCAUGAUGAAAACAAGGAACAGAGAGACCCAUCGGAAAAAACAGAGGAAGGUGAAGACCUGAGUGAAGCGCCGUGGAGCCGUGAAUCAGACCAUCAGUAUCAGAUCACAGCUGGAGAAAAAUCACUGAGUUCAUCACAGAACGUCGGCCAACAGCGAACUAAAGCAAGCCAAGCGCGGCCGUUCACGUGCCUUCAGUGCGGGAAGACCUUCAAACGGGCCACGGAUGUCAAAGGUCACCUGCGCUAUCACUCGGGCGAGAGGCCGUUCACCUGCGACCAGUGCGGGAAGAAAUUCAUCUUGGCGUCGCACUUAAAAACACACCUCUCCAUUCAUUCAAACGAGAAGCCUUUCUUGUGCUCUAUCUGUGGCAAGAGUUUCUCGCGCCUCUGCACGUUCAAAGAUCACGAGAACAUCCACACCGGCGUGAGAGCGCACGCUUGCCCCGAGUGCGGGAACGCCUUCGUCACCGCCAACGCACUGAAGAUGCACCAGCGCGUUCACACCGGAGAGAAACCCUACAAGUGCUCGCACUGCGGCCGGAGCUUCAGUCACUCCGGAGCGCUGAAGAGACACGAGCGCGUUCACACCGGAGAGAGACCCUACCACUGCCCUCUCUGCGGCCGGAGCUUCACUCAGUCCAGUAAUCUGCUGACCCACGUCAAGAGACACUGUCCGAAGUCACGCUGAUCAGACCAGGACCACGUGUGGAAGGAAAUACAAUAAUCACCAGUUACUAGGGAUGGAACCAUGAACCAUGAACCGGUUGAAAAUCGAUUCAAAUCAGUUGAGAUGCUAAACACAUCGUGAUUCAUUUAGCGGCAGGAGUUUAUAUGAAUGUGUGUCUGAGCGGAACUUACUGUCUUUAGAAAAGUUUAGAUGGUACUUUUUCUUUUCAUCUUGCCUCUGUAUAAGGCAUAUUAAAGUUCAUAAGUGCAGCGCUGCCUUGUUUACAGCUGUAACC
This is a messenger RNA of Cyprinus carpio (common carp), 1426 nucleotides long. RefSeq lists its product as uncharacterized. The record is from RefSeq and is a predicted model, not a curated record. Gene Ontology annotation, molecular function: RNA polymerase II cis-regulatory region sequence-specific DNA binding; DNA-binding transcription factor activity, RNA polymerase II-specific. Lineage: Eukaryota; Metazoa; Chordata; Actinopteri; Cypriniformes; Cyprinidae. Gene Ontology annotation, biological process: regulation of transcription by RNA polymerase II. Gene Ontology annotation, cellular component: nucleus.